Letharia columbiana is the source of this 2670-nucleotide messenger RNA. RefSeq lists its product as uncharacterized. The transcript is spliced from 2 exons. Gene Ontology annotation, cellular component: membrane; early endosome; Golgi apparatus. The record is from RefSeq and is a predicted model, not a curated record. Gene Ontology annotation, molecular function: voltage-gated chloride channel activity. NCBI's taxonomy places the organism in Eukaryota, Fungi, Ascomycota, Lecanoromycetes, Lecanorales, Parmeliaceae. The coding region runs from base 1 to 2670 and encodes 889 amino acids. Gene Ontology annotation, biological process: chloride transport; transmembrane transport.
AUGACCGGUCCAUCACCGGGUCUACGUGAUGCUGGAAGCCCAUCUUCUUCAAGUCAGGCUCUCCCAGGUCACGCCACUGCAGAAGACAUCGAAGAUUAUGAGCAAGCCGAUCUGAGCCUUGACAAUGCACUGCUAGCUGAUGAUCCUUUAGAAGGCAACGGGAAAGCUCCUACAACCUUCAAACGCAAACCAAAGCUAGCCACUGGCUUCGCACUCCCAAAGUUCCUCUCGCAGCCUUCCAACCAAUCCUCACGAAGCGCCAGCCCGCACACUCUGCCGGCUGCGCCUCUACCGACCGCAAGAAGUCGCAGACUGCGAGAUCUUUCCUCGAACAAUGACUCGGAUGUCUCCCUGACCAUUGGUAGCGGUCAAGCUGGGGAUGGACUCGCUUUCAGCGAUAGCAAGGACGGCUCGGCCUUGGACUGGUACACGGAGGGGCCUGGACGGCGUGUAGGUUACGAUGAUCUGACAGCGAUUGAUUGGAUUUUUGAAUACACAAAAGAGCGUCAGCGACUCCGGUACCUCUAUUCUAGUGCGACGGGACUCUUUGGCUAUGCGCAGCAGAUGCUCGAUGCCAGUCAGAUAUGGAUAAUACUGAUAGCAACUGGGAUCGCAUCAGGGGUGCUCGCUGCUGGUAUUGAUGUUGCUAGUGACUGGCUUGCUGAUCUCAAAACAGGAUACUGUCGCACUGGUGAGGGAGGAGGCCGCUUCUACUUGAACAGAGGGUUCUGCUGUUGGGGACAUCAAUCUUUGGCUCAGUGCCAGGGCUGGACUUCGUGGAGCGCUGCACUCCAUGUGCGGUCAGCUGCGGGAGCUUUCAUUGUCGAGUACAUCUUCUACAUCCUCUACUCCAUACUCUUUGCGUUUUGUGCCAGCGUCCUAGUCCAGAAUUACGCAUCGUACGCCAAGCAGAGCGGAAUACCCGAGAUCAAGACAGUACUUGGUGGAUUUGUCAUUCGCCGUUUCAUGGGAGGCUGGACUUUGGUCGUCAAGUCUCUUGGAUUGUGCCUUGCAGUGGCAUCUGGACUAUGGCUGGGAAAAGAAGGACCCUUGGUCCAUGUAGCAUGCUGUUGUGCAAAUCUCCUUAUGAAGCUGUCACCAAGCUUGAACGACAACGAAGCACGAAAGCGGGAGGUCCUCUCUGCUGCUGCUGCGGCCGGAAUUUCAGUAGCUUUCGGAUCACCCAUCGGAGGCGUCUUGUUCAGUCUGGAGCAGUUGUCCUACUACUUUCCUGACAAGACUAUGUGGCAGAGUUUUGUCUGCGCUAUGGUGGCAGCGGUGACUCUGCAAGCAUUCAACCCGUUCCGGACCGGAAAGCUCGUUCUCUACCAGGUCACCUACAGUAGUGGAUGGCAUGGCUUUGAGAUGGUUCCAUUCGCCAUCCUUGGCAUCAUAGGAGGCUUGUAUGGGGGAGUUUUCAUCAAGCUGAACCUGAAGAUUGCAAAAUGGAGGAAGACAUCCCGAUGGGCAGUCACACCUGUCCUCGAGGUUUUAGCCGUCGCACUUCUGACUGCAGUGGUCAAUUUUCCGAACAAAUUUAUGAGAGCUCAGUCAUCGGAGUUGGUGUAUACUCUGUUUGCAGAGUGCGCAAAUUUGACUGAUGACCAGCUGGGUAUUUGCAAGACUGGAGCUGCGAAUGCGGGCGUCAUCGUGCUAUUGAUUGAAGCAUCCGCCGUUGGGUUCCUGCUGGCCUCGAUUUCGUUUGGCUUACAGAUUCCCGCGGGCAUCAUUUUGCCUUCAAUGGCUAUCGGAGCUCUCUAUGGUCGCGCAGUUGGCAUCAUCGUCCAAGUCUGGCAAGGCAACCAUUCCGACGCACUAAUUUUCGCAACUUGCGAGCCUGACAUACCUUGCAUCACACCAGGGACGUAUGCGAUCAUUGGCGCAGCUGCGGCUCUUGCUGGAGUGACGAGAAUGACAGUCUCGAUUGUGGUUAUCAUGUUUGAGCUUACAGGUGCCUUGACGUAUGUCUUGCCUAUCAUGAUCGCAGUCAUGAUAAGCAAGUGGGUAGGGGAUGCCUUUGGCAGACGUGGCAUCUACGAGACCUGGAUUCACUUCAAUGAAUACCCUUUCUUGGACAACAGAGAUGAAUCAACAGUUCCAGAUGUCCCUAUCUCACAAAUCAUGACCCAGAAGCAAGACCUGUCCGUUCUUACCGCUACAGGCCAUACGAUCCAAUCUAUCCACGACAUGCUCGUCGCUCAACCGUAUCGAGGUUUUCCAGUUGUCGGUAACGCUACGAAUAACAUCCUGCUAGGCUAUAUAUCUCGCACCGAGCUCAUCUAUGCGAUCAGACUUGCCGCCGCAGAGCCUCGAAAAUUGCCGCCAUCAACCGAGAUCUUCUUCCACCACCAGCCUGGUGCGGAUACUCAGACGACGUUAGACCUGCGACCCUGGAUGGAUCAGACGCCCAUUACACUCAAUGGCAAAAGCAGUCUCCAGUUAACACUCAGCAUGUUCUCGAAGCUUGGCCUACGCUACGUCUUGUUCUGCGACAGAGGCGCCCUUCAAGGUCUCCUCACUAAGAAAGACAUCUGGUAUGUGCUGGAUAGUGCUGAAGAAGGAUCGCAUAAGAUGGGUGGUGGCGCGCUCAGGGAGGAGCAAGGGGGCGAAUCUAGAGGCCUGCUAAACAGGAACGAUAGCGAUGGAGACAUGCCGGAGGACGAACGAUGA